This is a messenger RNA of Acanthosepion pharaonis, 600 nucleotides long. Lineage: Eukaryota; Metazoa; Mollusca; Cephalopoda; Sepiida; Sepiidae. The record is from the annotation of a GenBank genome assembly.
AUGCGACACAAAAAUGAACGCCUACUUGCAACACAAAAAAAUGAACGCCUUCUUGUGAACCUGAAACGAAUGCGACACAAAAACGAAUGCCUACUUGCGACACAAAAAAAACGAACGCCUUCUUGCGAACAAACACUUUACGACAGCAAACAAGCAAGACGGCACCCAAGACUGCUGCUGACGGACGACCAACCGCAACGGCUUUUGUCGCCCAAGAAAAGACCCCAAACGACUCGCGCGUCUUCUUGUAGUCCUCGGUCGAGUCCAUUAUGGUACUCCAAGAAAGUCUCGUACCAGUCAGUGCGCAAGGUGUGCAGAAAGGUCGGCAACGACACGGCAAGCACACUCGACACGUUCAAUCGACUUUUUGAAUCUCGUUUCUUGCGACAAGUUCGUGCGUGCGCAGACUACUUUUCUGACCACUGCCAAGGCGGGCGGCGCGUGUCCGGCGACAACAAACAGGUGCCUUCGACGGACUUGCGCACUUACCUUCUGAGGCGCAUUACGGGCGUCUGGCUACAACAACACUAUGAAGGCGGCCGGCCCUUCGACGAACUUAGGCAUUCGCCGAUUCAACGGACUUACGCACUUACCUUCUGA